AUGCUAACGACACGAAUUGCUUCGUGUAAAUCAACCGUACCCUUGCUACUGAAGAAUAGCUCUUCGGUCAUUUCGUGUUUCUUUUGUAGUCUCCGGGAAUCAAAGAACGAAUACGGACGCCUUCCCAACUCGACCAAGGUGGUCAGUGCCGUGAAUGACAUACAGAUUGAAUUAAAAGACUUGCUCAGUAAAAUCAUAAAAGUUGGCGAGGCUAUCAAACCAGGAAGCAGAUAUACGACGAAAUGUAAGACAUGCCAAAUCAACCUGACCAAAGGGAAGCGCAACCGAAACCAGAUUGCACUUAGCCUGGCCAUCGCUCUAGAAAGACUUCACGCCGCACUGAAUAUCAUGAAGACAAACUUCUUUGCACUCAGAAGAGCUUGUCCACCUGCUCUUGUAGCAAAUGGUCAAAGCGGCUAAGUUAGUCGAUAUACACGAACUAUAGGUCUUUAAGACAUCAUAGUAUCCAAUACGAUAUUGGUAUU
This is a messenger RNA of Actinia tenebrosa (Australian red waratah sea anemone), 485 nucleotides long. RefSeq lists its product as uncharacterized. The record is from RefSeq and is a predicted model, not a curated record. NCBI's taxonomy places the organism in Eukaryota, Metazoa, Cnidaria, Anthozoa, Actiniaria, Actiniidae.